This is a messenger RNA of Pseudomassariella vexata, 1359 nucleotides long. Its product is annotated as chaperonin 10-like protein. The coding region runs from base 1 to 1359 and encodes 452 amino acids. The record is from RefSeq and is a predicted model, not a curated record. NCBI's taxonomy places the organism in Eukaryota, Fungi, Ascomycota, Sordariomycetes, Amphisphaeriales, Pseudomassariaceae. Gene Ontology annotation, molecular function: zinc ion binding; oxidoreductase activity. The transcript has 3 exons.
AUGGCAGUUUCGCAAGCAGCGUACGCCGCUGAAAAGGCAAUUGGCCAUGAUGACAGCUCCAUCCUCGAGCAGGACAUUUCCAACUACGAGAAGACGGGCGAACAGGGCGAGACCAUGAAGGCGUUAUGCUGGAUGGGUAAGCAGAAGGUUGAGGUUCGGGACGUGACUAAACCCAAGAUCGUCGAUGAUGGCGACGUGAUUCUAAAAGUUACCGGAAGCACCGUGUGCGGCAGUGAUCUCCACCUAUUACAUGGCAUCGUCGUCCAGCUGAAAAAAGGCGAUAUCCUGGGACACGAGUUCUGUGGUGUCGUGGAAUCUGUCGGAUCAGGUGUGAAGAAGGUCCAGACCGGUAAACGCUAUGUCGCAUCGUUCCAGAUCGCUUGCGGUGACUGCUUCUUCUGCAAACAGAAGCUAUCCUCUCAGUGUGAGCGGACCAACUCCAACACGAUUGGCAAGGCCAUGUAUGGUGGACAGACCGCCGGAUUGUUCGGCUUCUCUCACUUCGUUGGUGGCUUCGCCGGAGGUCAGGCCGAGUACGUGCGCGUACCGCUUGCCGAUGUGAACCUCCUUGAGAUCCCAGAUGAUGUGCCCGAUGAGAAGGCGCUGUACCUGUCGGAUGUGCUCUGCACGAGCUACAACUGCGCCCACGACACUGCCAUCUACGAGAACGAUCAAGUGGCGGUGUUUGGUGCCGGUCCCAUUGGACAAAUGGCCGGGUUCUUCGCCGCGGAUGCGGGAGCCAGCAAGAUCAUUUUCGUCGAUACCGAGCCUCGGUUAACCUUUGUCAAAGAGCACUGGCCAGCGAAGUAUGCUAGCAAGUUGGAGCUGGUUGACUUCAAGCAGUUGUCCUUUGGAGCUACAAAUAAGGAGACGGUUGUGUCCAGGUUGAAGGAGCUUUGUGGUGGUCGCGGUCCUGACGUCGCUCUCGAGUGUGCCGCAGGAGAAUAUGCCAAGGGCUGGGCUCAUUGGCUCGAGAUGAUGGUAGGUGCCGAGACCGACACGAGCGAGAUCAUCAACGAAAUGAUUGAAGGCGUGAGGAAUUACGGACGAUGCGGCGUCACAGGUGUUUAUGUUGGCUACACCAAUCACUUCAACAUAGGCUCUAUGAUGCAGCGCGGCAUCCGACUUAUCGGAAACGGCCAGGCGCCGGUGUUCAAGUACUGGGAAGAAUUGUUGAAGAAGAUCCAGACUGGGGAGCUCGACCCCCUACAGAUGGUGUCGCACCGUGUUCGCAUGGAGGAUCUGGACAAGGUGUAUUACAAAUUCGACAAGCGGGAAGAUGGCAUGCAGAAGGUGUUUGUGGAAACGAAACAUUCGUUCCCUGCAUGUGCUGGCUGUCCCGCGCUGACCAAAUACUGA